UUUCAUCCUAAAGCAGAUGAACCUGAGCAGUAGAGGAGUGGAUGGUGAAGCCCGUCGCCGGUGUUUGAGGAGACAGAAGGUGAUUAACGCUAAAGCCCCUGAGAUGGAGGAGCUCCUGGCUGUCAGUAACUAACUUUUGGCCAAUCAGAAGGCGCUAUGAGAGUCACGUGACUGAAGGUCUCUGCCUGUGAGGUGAAGUGUUGGACCUGAGGUAGACCCUGAGUGUGGAGAGAUGUCUGGUCAGACGGAUGCGCUGAUGGGUCUCGGCUCACUGGGGAUUGUGGGUAACGACCCUGAUUAUAUCACACAGCUCGUUAGUGACGUGCGCAGUUUCGCUGAUGUCCUCCUGAGUCUAAAGAAAGCUUUCAAUUCUACAGUGGGCACAGAGGAGGAGUGUGAAUAUGAGGUGGUGAGGGAAAGGCUGGCUGAGCUGCUGCGAGUGUUGAGGUGUGUGAUCAAUAAACACCAGGCAUUAAACUCGGAGGAGAUCCUCAGUGCUGCAGGCGCGGUCAUUGCCAAGGUCAAAGGCCUGAACUUAAAGGAAGAGAACAAAGAGAAGCAGAGUGGAGUGUUUCGUGAGAUCUACACAUCCAUCGACACGUUGGCCUUCACGUUUGGCAAUGUAGUGUCAGAUUUCCUUAUGGGAGAUGCGGACAGCGGCUCCGGAGUGGAGCUCUCCCAGACCAGGAGGAGCCGAUCGUUUGAAAACCUCACUGGAGAUUCAAGAGAACACAAAAAACUGGAAGACUCUGAGCUGUCGCCCAUACAGAGAGUGGACCAGGCCUUGCAGCAGAAUGACAGUGGCGUUGAGUCGGCUCUGCUUUACGCCAAGGCCUGGUCCAAAUAUGCCAAAGAUGUUCUGACCUGGGUGGAGAAACGCCUCGGCCUGGAUAUAGAGUGUGCUAAAGGAUUUGCAAAGAUGGCUGAAUCAGCGAAAGCCGUUGCAACUCAGCAGGACUACAUGCCAUUCAGAGGGGUUUAUGUGUCAGCAUUUGAGAAUGAGCUGGAUCACAGUCAUGCUCUUCUUCAGACAGCUACAUCUCUCCAAACCAACAAGUUCAUUCAGCCUCUGGUAUCACGGAAAAAUGAACUGGACAAACUGAGGAAGGAGUUAAAAGAGCUGUGGCAGAGGGAGCAGAAGAAAACGAGUGAAGCAGAGAGUGCGCUGCGUAAAGCUCGACUUCUUCAGACCCAGCGCAAGGAAGAGCUCGAGAAGACUCGCGGCUCUCACGGCCGAACAGUAGACGAGCAAACACACACUCUAGGAAGAACGCAGGAAAGGAAGAGGAAGAUGGAGGAAGAGGCGCUGCAGAAGGCUGAAGAGGCUCAGGAACACUACAGAGUGUGUUUCGCAGAUUCUGAAGCUAAAAAAGUAAAUCUGGCUAAAACAAAGAGUGAAAUCCUGACUCAGCUCCGAGAGCUCAUCUUCCAGUGUGACCUCACCCUCAAAGCUGUAACAGUGAACUGGUUCCAGAUGCUACACAAUCAGCUGGUAUCAGUUCCGGUACAGUACCAGACACUGUGUGAUCAGGUGAAGCAGUAUGAACCGGGACAGUGUUACUCUGAGUUUGUACACAGUUUACCUAAAGAGAGAGUUUGGCUCGAGGCGCUGUCUCAUGGCCAUGCAGGACCGUCCAGGACAGGCAUGCCCUAUCAUAAAAGAUCACCAAGCACACACUCGUCUCAGGGGAAUUUGUCUCAGCUCUCUGCUGAUGAAGUGAACAGUCUUGUUCAUAAAUGCGUCAGCAAAAUGGACGAACCACUAUCCAACACCAACACAGCUGACAUGCACGCCCUGAAGGGAGGGAUGUGCAGUGAUUCAGAAAGUGCUGGAGGAAGCAGUGAAUCUCGGUCUGUGGAUUCUCCUACUGCCAGUCCAGGAGAUUUUAAACGCAGACUUCCCAGAACUCCAUCCACAGGCACCAUGUCAUCUGCUGAUGAUUUAGAUGAAAGAGAACCUCCUUCUCCCUCAGACAACGGUCUGGGUGAGAUGGUGACAGAGAUGACGAAUUCUCCCGGCCCUUUUAGAAACACUCAGAUGUCCAAAGCAGCUCUUACACACAAGCUGAGAAAGCUGCGUGCUCCAUCCAAAUGCAGGGAGUGUGACAGUCUGGUGGUGUUCCAUGGAGCCGAGUGUGAGGAGUGUUCUUUAACAUGUCAUAAGAAGUGUCUGGAGACGUUGGCGAUUCAGUGUGGUCAUAAGAAGCUCCAGGGCAGGCUGCAUUUAUUCGGUAUUGAUUUUUCUCAGGCGGCUAAAAACAGCACAGAUGAAAUUCCCUUCAUCAUCAAGAAGUGCACUUCAGAGAUCGAGAGUCGUGCCCUAAACAUCAAGGGAAUUUAUCGUUUAAAUGGAGCAAAAUCUCGAGUGGAGAAACUCUGUCAGGCAUUCGAAAACGGAAAAGACCUGGUGGAGCUGUCAGACCUAUACCCACAUGACAUCAGCAAUGUGCUCAAACUGUACCUGAGACAGCUACCUGAGCCGUUGAUCCUGUACAGGUAUUAUAAUGAGAUUAUUGGUCUGGCUAAAGAAGCUCAUAGCCUCAAAGCAGACGAUACACACUCACCUCGCCUCAGCAUCGAGCUCAACCGAGUCAUCCUCAAAAUACGAGACCUACUGAGACACCUUCCUCCUGCACACUACAGAACCCUUCACUUCCUCAUCACACACCUGCACAGAGUAUCGACACAUGCAGAAGAGAAUAAAAUGGAUGCGAGGAAUCUGGGUAUCAUCUUCGGGCCGACGCUGAUUAAACCCAGGCGAUUGGAUUCAGACGUGUCCCUGUCCUCUCUCGUUGAUUACCCCUACCAAGCCCUGAUGGUGCAGCUGCUCAUCCAACAUCAUCUGAAGAUUUUUGAUGUCCAGUUAAGCCCUGCCUCCUCCAUCAACCGUCCACUCAGCCACUACUCACAGUCUCUCAUAGACAUCAAAGAGAGCUCUAAAGCCCAUAAGAGAUACUCGUCUGUUCUUCCCACAUCACACUCCGUGGAUGAAGUGAAGGAAGUGCACUUGGCGAGUGGACAGGAGAGGAAAGAGGACACAGCCGCUGACAGUACAGAUGGUGUUAAUGAUGUUGGCUCGUCUUUAGCUGGCAGUCGCCUCAGUACAAAUGUAAAUAUUCCAGCAGUGAAGCUCCGCCCCUCACGAACCCACUACCUGUCCCGCCCUGUCAGUUUACCUGUGGAUCGCCUACUUGGCGAACGCAGCAUUGUUGAGCGAGAGAGCUUGGGCGGGGCCAUUGCAGAGAAUCCGGAGGCGGAAAAAACAGAGACCCGCUCCAACCGCAGCCCCUUUGUCCACACACACACCCUCAGACGCACCUGGGACAAACAGUACCGCCAUUAUGAUGUCACACCUCGCACUGCCAUGAUCGUCGCUAACCUCCCUCCCUCAGGGGCAGUGGGCGGAGCCAAAACAGAAACGACCAAAGCAGACGCAGUCAAAUCGGACGCAUCCAAAACAAGUGGAGUUUUAUCUCAGAGCACCGUGACCAUGCGCUCAUUUCGGACUUUGAGGCGAGACAGCAGCACGAGCGACAAGGAAGUACCGAUCGCAUUUCGAGCAACGAGGACUCUUCAGCCGCCACCCGGAACGUUCUACAGGCCUCCACACGUCCACGUUAAAACACCAGACACGGAAAAGAACACUAACGUUUCCACGACUACCGCCGUAACUACACUGUCUGUCACUAUAGCUGCACCGCUAGCCACGCUAAACGUGUGUCCAACCUCUGCUACACUGUCUGUCACUCCCACCUCACCCUCAACAGGAAGUGACAUACACAGUAAACAGGAAGUGCAGUCAGGGUCAGAGUCAGACGAUGUGAGUGAGAAUAAAUCCGUGUAUCAGAGAGUGAGAGAGAACCAGCACUCACACAGAGAGGCACGCUUUGUAUAAACACACACACACACACACACACACACACACUCUCUUCUCUGUUCAAGCUACACACCUUCAUACACACCACAACACAAUGCUGUUAUUGAGACUAAUUUCAAUCUAUUUUUAAUUUUUAACCUCAUUUUUUAUCCUCAUGAGCCCUGAUCAAGUGUCUGUGAAGAUCCUGUGGGAAAAUCGCUCUCUUCUUUCUGUUUUUUCUUGAGCUGAUGCUCAAGCCUGGCCACACCCACUACCAAUAGCACUUAAUAAUAAAGAUUAGAACGGUGUGUGUGUGUGUGUGUGGGUUGGGUGGUGGAGGGUUACACAUGAAGUGUGUACAUGAGUGUUUAUUUGUUCUUCAGCACUAAAUGAACGUCCUGUUCAGACUCUGUUUUUAGUGAAUUGUUUUUGUUUUUAUUUAUGGACUGUUACAGAGCAGCACCAUGAGACUGAUGAUGAGGGAAUGUUUCAUACAGUAGAUAUAAACAAGUCUAAGGUAACAACACAAAUAACAACAGGGACCUUAACGACUUUUUCUGUUUAGGCCACACCCACUUUAGCUUUAACUGGAGUUCACACUGGACAUCACUCACAGACUGGAUGUCUCUCACACAUACACACCAGACGUCUCACUCACAGACUGGACAUCUCACUCACAGACUGGACGUCUCACUCACAGACUGGACGUCUCACACAUACUGGACGUCUCACACACACAUACUGGACGUCACACAGACUGGACGUCUCACACACAUACUGGACGUUUCACACACACACACACACAGACUGGAUGUCACACACACACACAGACUGGACGUUUCACACACAGAGGAGAGCGUUACUGAUGCUCUGAUUAACAGUGAGUGUUAACGAUACACACCCUGUCUAUUAUUUAAAAAAAUAUUAAUAUGAAAAGUCUUAACUGGAAAUAUUUUUUACAUGCAGUUUGCUUGAAAUAAAGUGUGUGUACAGUAAAAGUGUUUGUACAGAUGAAGUAAAUGUGUAAUAAUAUUUGAUGCAGAUUUUACCCUGAUGAUGCACUUAAGUAAUGUGUGUGUGUGUGUGUGUGUGUGUGUGUGUGCAUGUGUGUAAUAUACAAUGUAUGUAUUGGCAAAAUUGUACAUCAUUUUAUUGUAAUGUAAUGAUUCAUAUAUAUGUGUGUGUGUGUGUGUGUGUGUGUGUGUGUGUGUGUAAUGUGUUUGUAAAACACUCCACUGACCAUAAUACAGAAUCUUUUAUACA
Molecule: messenger RNA, 5119 nt
Organism: Silurus meridionalis
Lineage: Eukaryota; Metazoa; Chordata; Actinopteri; Siluriformes; Siluridae
Product: rho GTPase-activating protein 29-like
Exons: 25
Coding region: 233-3895 (1220 amino acids)
Biological process (GO): activation of GTPase activity; signal transduction
Cellular component (GO): cytoplasm
Molecular function (GO): GTPase activator activity
Source: RefSeq, a predicted model, not a curated record